This is a messenger RNA of Bufo bufo (common toad), 816 nucleotides long. Its product is annotated as speedy protein 1-A-like. The coding region runs from base 1 to 816 and encodes 271 amino acids. Gene Ontology annotation, molecular function: protein kinase binding. The record is from RefSeq and is a predicted model, not a curated record. NCBI's taxonomy places the organism in Eukaryota, Metazoa, Chordata, Amphibia, Anura, Bufonidae. Gene Ontology annotation, biological process: positive regulation of cyclin-dependent protein serine/threonine kinase activity. The transcript is spliced from 7 exons.
AUGUCUUAUUUCCCCCAAAUGCAGCAAGGCUACAAUGUUCCUGCCAUUGUCAUUAACCGCUUUGUCCAGUUGAAGUUAGUGAGGCGACAGCGAGCAGAAAGUUUGCUGCUUGAUGCAGUGCGAGGGGGAGUGAAACUCUGCCCUGCUUCUGUUGGGGACAGGAAAAUAUCCAUGGAGGAGGACGUGGAGAACUUCCCAAGAAGAACAGGAGAAGCAACCACAAGGAAGAGGAAGACAGAACUUUCACCAGAAGAAUCCAGGAAGAGGAAGAAGAUGGAUGAUGACAUCCCGCAGCCAGAAGAACGGGCUGCUUUCUUCACACUCCUUGAAGACGAGCACAUCCAGUCCUUUCUAGCCAGGGACAGCUGCCUUAAGAUCUCGGACAAGUAUCUCCUGGCCAUGGUCCUCACGUACUUUAGAAGAGCAAACCUGCGUACUGAGGAAUACAGGACUUACUUCUUCCCAAGUCUAUUUUUGGCCAACCAGUUUGAAGAGGACGAGCUCUUUAGACAGGAGAUCUACCCCUGGGCCCUCGGAUUGAUGUGGAUGAUCCAGAGGAAGCAGCUUCAUCAUCUGCGCAAUCAGAUUCUCAUCCGGAUGGGAUUUAGAGCUUGGGUGGACCGGGAAACCUGUGAUCUGAUCAUGGCACAAGACCCUGACCAUUGCGCAUGGAAGAGAGAGAGGAAAGUCCAUCACAGCUGGGCUAUACGCCAAUGCAGGAGGGAUGAUGUAGACUUCACCAUCACAGGUACAUGGAUCACCCCUGCACCCUGCUCUCUGUGUAACACCAUUCUCCAUCCAUGCCAGGAGGAAUAG